Messenger RNA from Kogia breviceps (pygmy sperm whale), 1202 nucleotides. Lineage: Eukaryota; Metazoa; Chordata; Mammalia; Artiodactyla; Physeteridae. The record is from RefSeq and is a predicted model, not a curated record.
CCGCCAUGCUGCUGCCCGUGCUGCUGCUCCGCCUUCUUGGCCUGGCCACCACUGAACCCGCCAUUUACUUCAAGGAGCAGUUUCUGGACGGAGACGGGUGGACUGAGCGCUGGAUCGAAUCCAAACACAAAUCGGAUUUUGGCAAAUUCGUUCUCAGUUCCGGCAAGUUCUAUGGUGACCAGGAGAAAGAUAAAGGGCUGCAGACAAGCCAGGGUGCCCGGUUUUACACUCUGUCAGCCAGAUUCGAGCCCUUCAGCAAUAACGGUCAUACACUGGUGGUGCAGUUCACCAUGAAACGCAAACGGAACGUCGACUGUGGGGGCGGCUGCAUGAAGCUAUUUCCAGAUGGUCUGGACCAGACAGACCUGCGUGGAGACUCCAAAUACAACAUCAUGUUUGGCCCAGACAUCUGUGGCCCUGGCACCAAGAAGGUUCAUAUCAUCUUCAACUACAAGGGCAAGAACGUGCUGAUCAAGGAUAUCCGUUGCAAAGACGAUGAAUUCACACACUUUUACAUGCUGAUUGUGUGGCCUGAUAAUACCUAUGAGGUAAAGAUUGACAACAGCCAGGUGGAGUCAGGCUCCUUGGAGGAUGAUUGGGAUUUCUUGCCCCCCAAGAAGAUAAAGGAUCCUGAUGCUGCAAAGCCUGAAGACUGGGACGAGCGAGCCAAGAUUGAUGACCCUACAGACUCCAAGCCUGAGGACUGGGACAAGCCAGAGCACAUUCCUGACCCUGAUGCUAAGAAGCCCAAGGACUAGGAUGAAGAGAUGGAUGGAGAAUGGGAACGAACAGUGAUUCAGAACCCAGAGUACAAGGGUGAGUGGAAGCCCCAGCAGAUUGGCAACCCAGAUUACAAGAGCAUUUGGAUCCACCCAGAGAUUGACAGCCCCAAGUAUUCCCCUGAUAGCAACAUCUAUGCCUAUGAAAACUUCGCUGUACUGGGCUUGGAUCUCUGGCAGGUCAAGUCUGGCACCAUCUUUGACAACUUCCUCAUCACCAACAAUGAGGCAUAUGCUGAGGAGUUUGGCAGUGAGACAUGGGGUGUUAUGAAGGUAGCAGAAAAGCAAAUGAAGGACAAGGAAGACGAAGAGCAGAGGCUAAAGGAGGAAGAGGAGAAGCGCAAGGAAGAUGAGGAGGACAAGGAUGAGGAGGAGGAGGAGGAGGAGGACGAGGACGAGGACGAGGACGAGGAUGAGCUGUAG